Molecule: messenger RNA, 3642 nt
Organism: Asterias rubens (European starfish)
Lineage: Eukaryota; Metazoa; Echinodermata; Asteroidea; Forcipulatida; Asteriidae
Product: PAN2-PAN3 deadenylation complex catalytic subunit PAN2-like
Exons: 25
Coding region: 247-3642 (1131 amino acids)
Biological process (GO): mRNA processing; nuclear-transcribed mRNA poly(A) tail shortening
Cellular component (GO): PAN complex; P-body
Molecular function (GO): nucleic acid binding; poly(A)-specific ribonuclease activity; protein binding
Source: RefSeq, a predicted model, not a curated record
CAUUGCGUCCGUAGUAGGCACACAAAAACAAAAUUUUAUUCUUUACAGCGCUCUUUUAAUUAUUUAAAAUGGUUCAUGUAACAGUUCACAUCGAUUUUUUUCUCAUCGAUGAGGGCGCAAACAUUUCUUGAACAAAAACAUGCAAGCGUGAGAGAUUGGUGAAAGUGGAUGAUGAUUUAGUCACCAAUCCAUCUUCAGAAAAAGUUCCCGUUUGAUUCGAGAGGAGAAAUCUCCAAAACUUCAAGGAUGGAAUUCCAGCCUGCCCCGGGGGACUACCAAGGCAAUGAAUACAUCGAUGGAGCUAUCCCUGUCGAAGGCUACGCUGGUGAUGAUGGACACCCUCCUAUCGUUGAUGAAUACGGUGAUGGGACCCAGAUGCCUAUGCAUGGAUCGUACAGGGAGCUUCACAGCGUGAUGGCAGAUGGGGGCAAUCACUACGGGGUAUCGGCUGUAGCGUUUGACAGACAGGAAGAACUACUAUGGAUGGGAAACCAAGGGGGCCACGUUACUUCGUACUACGGCCCUCAGAUGCAGAAACACACAUCAUUCCAGAUGCAUGCAUCCAGUGAGAUCAGACAGAUCACAACGUUUGAUGGUGGAGUGCUAGGAUUGUCCAGUAACAGUCUUCACUGCCAUGCUAGACAAGGACUAAGAGUCUUUGACUAUAGAGGUGAAUCUCUUCAGGACAUGCAGUGUAUGUUGAUCUACAAUGGCACGCACCUCCUCAUGGGAGGUCAUCAGCAGCUACUAGUAGAGUUUGACCUCGUAGAAGGCAGAGAGGCGGGGUCCUUCACAGCCCAAGAUCCGGGCGUGGCCAUCAUGAGACACGGCAAGAACUUCAUCUGCUGCGGAGACACAAGUGGAAAGGUUCAUUUGCGAGAUCUGAACUCCCUGAAGGUGGAGCAUGUUCUGGAUGCUCACUCCGGAACUCUGAGUGAUUUUGACGUUCAUGGACAUCAGCUGGUGACGUGUGGCUACGGCGAAAGGAAUGGAGGUCUAUCCUUGGAUCGUUACUUGAUGGUCUACGACCUUCGAACUAUGCGACCCAUGAACCCACUACAUAUACCAAUUGAGCCAUGGUAUUUACGCUACGUGCCGACCUACUCUAACAGAGUUGUUGUCGUCAGUCAGACCGGUCAGUUCCAGCUUCUUGACCCUGGUGGUCUGGUGACCCCUGAAGCCAUGCUACUCUAUCAGGUCAACAUAGCGGGUGACAUGGCGCUAGCGUUAGACGUCUCUAGUAACUACAAGGCUAUAUCAUUCGGAGACUCUGGAGGUUGUGUUCAUAUGUGGACAGACUCUGAAGAAGUUACGUUCAAUGCGUUUCCACGAGAGACUGAGUUUGCUCAUCCUCCUGACGACCAUCGCCCGAUUUCCAUCUCUAAUGAGUUUGCCUCAUACUCGUCCAUUCCGAUGCCAUUCUGUGAUGGAACGCUCCUCUCUGAUUGGCCACAGGACUGCUGCCGACCCGUCAUGAGACAAGCUCCGGCGGUUGACCCUGAAAUAUUACGCUCCAUGAAGGUGGUGCAGUUCAUCGGCUAUGCCCCCAACCCAGGCACCAAGAAACGCAAUCAGGUCAUGUAUAAGGAAGUCAAGCCGGGGAAGCGCAAAGGGAAGAGCCAGGUACCUGAAUCACCACUCGGGAGAGAUGCGGAUACCCACAUGUACAUGGUGCCUAAAUACUAUCGCAAAGUGGAGAUCAAAUACUCCAAGCUGGGUGUGGAUGACUUUGACUUCAGACAUUACAACCAGACAAACUUUGCUGGUCUGGAACCCCACAUCCCCAAUGCGUAUUGCAACUCAAUGCUACAGUUGCUGUACUUCGUUGAGCCGUUAAGAUGUGUACUAGAGAGCCAUCUGUGUACGAAGGAAUUCUGUCUGGCGUGCGAGCUUGGAUUGCUCUUCUACAUGUUGGAUCAGUCAAAGGGACAGACAUGCCAGGGAAGUAACUUUCUGCGAGCAUUCCGUACCAUUCCAGAGGCGUCUGCUCUUGGGCUGCUUCUAGGGGAUGCUGAAGAGUCUGCUGGCAAGGCCAACUUCCCUCGCCUGAUCCAGAGCUGGAAUCGCUUCGUGCUUCAACAACUUAUUCAGGACACCAUCGAGACAGAUACUUCUCCAUCAGGAACAGAGAGGAUUAAACAGAUGUUUGAGUCCGAGGUUCAGACAGAGGUCAAAUGUCGAUGCGGAAAGGAAACCGAGAGGAAAUCAACAAGUCUGUUAGUCACCCUGACAUACCCAGAGUUUCUUCCACCAACUGCUUCGAGGCCUGCCAAGGAAGUCUCAUUCGCAUCUGUCCUUCAGAAUAGCAUGCUACUGGAUCAGACAAUGCAGGCAUGGUGUGAUGAUUGUAACAGAUACCAACCUACGUCUCAAAAGAGGACGUACAAGCGCUUGCCAGAUGUCUUAUCCAUCAACUGUCACUUGGAGUCUAACAAUGACAUGGUCUUCUGGAAAAUACAAGAACAGCUUGCCUUGGCCAGGGAGUCCGAGGCCCAUAAGCAGCAGUUAGAAGCAAACAUCGCCAGCAUUAAGAUGUGUCGUUAUGGUCAGGCAUGCACCAGACAGGGAUGUAAGUUCAGGCAUAUGGACGAACGAGACGCUUCAAACCCGCUCCUUCAGGAGGAGAACAAAGCGUCUUGGUUGCCUCAUGGUCUGAGGAUAAGACUCAAUAAAGAUGGGUCUAUUGAGAUUCAAGAAGUCAGAGAUGAGGAGAAGGUUGAGAAUUCAACAGGGUUUGUCAAUUACUACCUUCAUGCGUCGGUUGGUCAUAUAAGAGAUAUACGUACUGGAGGUAACCUGAUUGCCCAUGUCCAGGUUGGGAAGACCUACCAUAAACGUAAAGAGGGAGUGACACACAUGCAGUGGUACAUCUUCAAUGACUUUAGUAUUGAGUCCAUAGAGAAACAUGAAGUUGUUCAAUUCAACAUGGAGUGGAAGGUCCCAUGCGUCUUGUAUUACAUGAGAGAAGACAUCAACGACCAUUAUGAAAUCACAAUCAAAUCACCCAUCGACCACACCGUCCUGCAGCCAGAAGCCUCGUUAUCUCAAGGUGUUCUCAGUCAUAGUACCUUCACUCCUCUAGGAAUGGAAGAACUCCCCAAAGAGGGUGACAUCAUCGGGAUUGACGCAGAAUUCGUCUCCUUGAAUCAGGAAGAAGCAGAGAUUCGUAGCGAUGGGACACGAUCAACCAUCAAGCCCAGCCAGAUGUCGGCAGCUAGAAUCAGCGUCACUCGAGGAGAGGGACCUCUUACUGGUCAACCUUUCAUUGAUGACUACAUAUCCACACAAGAACAGGUUGUAGAUUAUCUGACUAAGUUCUCAGGCAUCAAGCCAGGUGAUCUUGAUGCCACCAUCUCCUCCAAGCAUCUCACCACCCUGAAGGCCACAUAUCUCAAGCUCAGAUAUCUGCUGGACUGCAAGGUCAAGUUUGUUGGUCAUGGUCUCCGCAAGGAUUUCAGGGUCAUAAACCUCCUGGUUUCACACAAGCAAGUGAUUGACACAGCAGCACUCUUUAACCUUCCAAAACAGAGGAUCUUGUCUCUUCGGUUCCUAGCCUGGUUCUUCCUUGGUAAGAUAGAAACACUUCCAUCGAGUCACUUUCAGUGCUAUUUUCAAGCUUAUUUGAUUUCAAUGGGGGAGUAA